CAAAUUAUUGGCCAUCAUCAGCGAUUCGACUUGUCAACCGCAACCGCAUUACUUCAUUCAUUUCGUUCUUAUUAGAAAUCUUUCCGGUGUUAUCGCUGCAGUAAAUCAUUACUGACGAAGAAAUUAAAGCGUUAAGGUGUACGCUUUGCUAGUAUACUUGUGAUCCAAUUAUUUUAUAAUCGAAUUUGAAAAUGCCAACUAAAGCUGUGUGUGUUCUCAAGGGCGACGUUAGCGGAACGAUUUACUUUGCCCAACAGGAAGACAAGGGGCCUGUAGUGCUGACCGGUGAAGUUCAAGGUCUUGCAAAGGGCAAGCAUGGCUUCCACAUUCACGAAUUUGGUGACAACACAAAUGGAUGCACAUCAGCGGGCGCGCACUUCAACCCCUGCAAGGUGGAGCAUGGUGGUCCAGAUGCCACCAUCCGCCACGUCGGAGAUCUCGGCAACAUUGAGUCUUCUGGUGGCGGCGCCACAAAGGUGUGUAUCCAAGACAGUUUGAUCUCCCUGAAUGGACCCAACAGCAUAAUUGGCCGUACCUUGGUCGUGCACGCCGACCCUGAUGACUUCGGCCUUGGUGGUCACGAGCUGAGCAAGUCAACAGGCAACGCUGGCGCCCGCAUUGCUUGUGGUGUCAUUGGAAUCGCCCAGGUCUAGAAAGUCCUACUCUUCAGCCUCUCCCUUCAUUGUUACUUUAGUAUUAGCAAUGCAACUGCUUGUAGCAACUUUCUGAUAAAGGGUUAGAGGCUGGUUCUAUGAGCAACAUAGUUUUGGGCACAUAUCACCACCAUACAGUCAGUUUAUCACUACUAUAGACACAGAUACAGUACAAGCUGGAUACUGGAGAAUCAGCCUCUAACCUGGACUGAUGUUUGUGCCUCUUCUAAGUGUAAUAUUUUGGGUAUCUAAUACUAGUGUAAUCAAUGUCAGGGUUUGAAUUCCAAAUGGAAACUGCAAUAUAGGUUGCCAACCUAGUUAGCAUGUAAGACUAUUAGAUGUUGUAUUUUAUUUAAUAGCAUUCCUGGCAUAUCUCAGUGAACAAAUGAUUGGAAUCUUUUGAUGUUUAUUUUUUAUUAUUGGUGCAGGGCACAUGUAAUGUCUUAUGUACUGGUUUGUUUCAAUAAAACUACCUAAAUUGAUGUGA
Molecule: messenger RNA, 1140 nt
Organism: Spodoptera litura
Lineage: Eukaryota; Metazoa; Arthropoda; Insecta; Lepidoptera; Noctuidae
Gene: Sod1
Product: Superoxide dismutase 1
Biological process (GO): superoxide metabolic process
Molecular function (GO): copper ion binding
Source: RefSeq, a predicted model, not a curated record